Molecule: messenger RNA, 13846 nt
Organism: Zophobas morio
Lineage: Eukaryota; Metazoa; Arthropoda; Insecta; Coleoptera; Tenebrionidae
Exons: 13
Coding region: 12851-13744 (297 amino acids)
Source: RefSeq, a predicted model, not a curated record
CCGUCGCCAUUUUGUGGUGGUCGCCGACGAGUGAAGAGUGCAGUUCUGUGCAAGCUCCGUCCCCUGUCCUCGGGCUGCAUUCUCCAGAAAUCAGGCACUGUAGAAACCGUAAUCAGUCACCUGGGGGGUCCACUGUCCGAAUCUGGUAGCCUGGAUUGUGCCCGUAUUCGGUUUGUAAUGUAUCACUCUAUGUACAAAUUAAUUUAAGUUUGAAUCGAUUAAGUAGCAUUUGUAAGACUAGUAUUUUUCCAAUUUGAUCUAAUAAAAAAAACAAAAGAGUUGAGUAGUUUUCGCAUCUGCUCCUGUUGUUCCUGUGUACUAAUUGUUUUGAAUUUACAUGUGAGCCGAGUCCUGCUGGUAAAGGUACCUUCAGAAAGCGACUUAGCCAUUACACCCAGAAAGCACGUUGCGCACGGCUAGGGCGACACCCACUGGUAAACAAACCCACGAAGUAUCCCUCCUCGACACCACCUGUUCAUUUUUUGUGAACAUCAACGUGGCGCCCGAAGUUCACAAAUAAUAAACAGCGGUGCUGCACGUUUCUGUAUGGAUGAAUGCUAGCGGAUGAAUCUUUCUGUAGGGCGGCAGCCGAGCUACGCCUUUUCGAAAGCUGCUGACGCUAUAAGUAGAGGAAUGGAACACUUUCCGUUACUUGCUCGAACUCUGUCGGACAUACGUACUGCAAAAACGUGCCCUUUGGGGAUGUUCGAGUAACGGUAAAGUACCUUUUGGUCCUAACUGUUAGCCACUUGAAGUGGCCUGUUUGGAGUUGUGUUUGGUUAUUUUUUGUCAGGUGAUUGGACGCUGGUCAUGAGCGGCCAGGCGAAUUAAGCGCUGAGGAUUGCGGUAAAAGGCUUGCUGUAUCUAACCUAAUCGUCGAAGUUAGAAAGCGAAAGGCGAUUUAUCAAGUUGCGUCAAUGCUGUUGAAUUUUAAUACGGAGGAGAAAGCUGCUCAUGCAGGAUAAAAUGGGUCAGGUAUUUGUAAUGAGUUUGAGUUUUACGUGAAUUUUCAGGAUUUAUGAGAAGACGCUAUUCUAAUAAUUAAUACAAUAAAGUAUCAGAUUUUAUUUGAAGAGUAAUAGAUUUGUUUAAAAUUUCACGCAAAUGUUCGUAACAGUUUUAAGUAACUCAAUAGUCGCAAAUAGAAAAGUACGUAACGUCGUCGUUCUUCAAGUUCACGAAGAGGACAGGAUAAAGGAGCAUGUAAGCAUUUGAACGUGGACACAGGAUUUUUUUCAGGACUUCAGUUAGAAGAACUUUGUCUUUAUUAAUAUGUAAAGUAAUUUAAACCACAAUUUCUUUAAAGUUGAGCUGCAGGUAAUGUUUUACAAAAAGUUACGAAUAUUUGCAGAUGUUGAGUUUCGAAGAAAUUUAUUUUGCAACUCAAAUAAAAGUGCACUAGAAAGUAAUAUGCAAGUAAAACCGGAAUCUUUGAUUACAAAUUUCUCACUAUGGAGUUCUUUGAAAAUCGACAACCGGUAGUUUUUACAAUGCAAGGUAGUGCGAUUUAAAUUUUAAUAGGAAGAAAGAAUGCUCGACGCGAUAGGAGGUAGGCUGUGGGAGCUUCUUAAAUCCGACUAACAUGGAUGAAGAAACAGGUACUAAGUAAAUCGAAUGUGCUAGCAUUAAUACAAACAUAAUUUGCUAAAUGUUUUAACAAUAACCAUGUGCUCGUGACCGCGUCGAAGUAAAGUUUUGUAGAUUACGUAACUUGCAAUCACAAAAUGCACCGUGUGCGGGCAGAAUUUUUCCAUUGUGCUUCAGUAUUGUGACGUCAACACUUCCACUCGAACGAAGUAGCCCAUUUUUAAGUUCUUUCGCAUGUUGGACUCGAAGAAUGGUAAAAUUUGUGCCCCCAAUCCUACAACUGUUGCAGCAAUAAGUGCUUCCCACAUCAUUAUUUCGCAUUACAUGGCAUUAGAAUAGAUGAUCGCAGUUCCAUCACUAGUUACGCAAUUAUUAAGGACAUACAGCCUAAGAAAAGGAGGUUUAGGUACUGUAUGCAUGCAAAACAUUUAAUGUUUGUAGGUUUUGAUAAAGCCAUGAAUCGAAUAACGUGCAAUCACGACGAGAAACGACGAUCAACUUUCAGGACACUCGUUACAAAUACACGAUUGAUAAAAUCGCAAGUAUUUUUGCAAUAUCGAAAUUGCUCUUGUUCCAGAAUUUGCUAAACACGAGGUUAUAAAUGUCCAGAAAAAGAUAUUUUCCUUUGUAAUUUAUAUAAUAUGACUAGAUUUAAUCAAGCUUUCAAGUACUGGGAAUAUCCCACUUCAACCGUAACCACAUUCGCAAAAUAAUUUUUUAUAGAUUUAUUUUAUUAUCGACGCAAAAUUGAAGUCGCAUCCUAGAAUAUAAGAAGUUCUCGGCAAAUAGUUAGAAUAAACGAAUGUACAGUUCAAGAAGUUUCCGCUCUUAUUAAUUAGGAACAAUACAACUUUGAGGGAUUGAACAAACGGUGCCAGGUAUUCAAACAUGUAGACCACCUGCGUUAUUAGUUGUAGGAAUUUUUCCACCAACGGUUUCUCAUCUCAUAAGAAGGCUCGAAAUUGCGUCAUUUCGGUUACCCAUUGAUGAAAUCUCGCCGUCUACAUUAUACAGGACUACAAUCGCAAGUAUUCUUGGAAUAUCCCCAAGUGUGCUUCUUCUUAUAGGAUCAUCGGUUUGUUCAUUCCCCACGGUAUUAAAAGUUUACAAAGCCAUCGCCAAAACUCCUUUCUAUUUAUACAACAAUGGAGCUGAGAACCAAAGCAAUGUCGCUAUCAUGGCCACCGUGAAUUGCAAGUAUUCUUUACACCUAGAGCAUCGCAAAGUGUCCCUUGUUCCAGACUACUAAAUACGUUGGAAAGCUGUCCCUUGUCAGUCGCAAAAGGUUUUCUACUUAUAUACCGUCAUUUGCCGCCCAAACAACUAAAAAUUGCGCAAGUAUUUUUGCAAAUACGAGUAUUGUAGGAUUAAAAUCGUGAUAAACAACGAGCUGCAUGCAAAUCUAGCUAAAUUACGAUUAGAUUCUCUUGAUUCGAGGAUCCCAUCGCUAACGUAUGUUGUUCGCUUGGUUGUGGAUAGUAGUAACUGAUUGUAGAUCGCACGAUGAAGUGGCCAAACAUCAAUUAUUAGUCGAUCGCUCAACUCUUCAGAAUAAACCCGAGGCAAAAUCAAAAUCCUUCAGUGACAAGUGUUUUCGCGCACCAAAUUAUAAGUGAAGGUAUUUCAUACGUCGUGUCCACAAAACCGUUGUUUGCAGAUCGCAUCGACGUUUCUUCUCAAUGAAAAUUCGUCAAGCUAAAUACGGAAAGUGCGUACGUGACUCGCUGCAUCUUUAGUCUUCUACCACAGUCGGGUCAUCCCUCUACAUUAUCUUCAAUUUCCGUCGCGAAGUAUCACAAUAUGUGUUCAAACUCGACGUUAAGUUUCGUGGUUCCAGAUUUAAACAGGAUUCACAUUCCAUCGAAGACGCAAAUCGAGUCACAGUUCCUCCCAAGUUCGGCCGUCUCAGCUAUAUCAACAACGAUCAAUAGUUUUUACAUCCAACUUGUGACGAGUCAAGAAAGUCGUUGAAACGUGUUUGUUCGGUCUUCACUUUUCGUCGCAAAGUAUCACUGUAUGUGUUCAAACUCGACGUUAAGUUUCGUGGUUCCAGGAUUCGCAUUUCAAGGAAGACGCAAAUCGAGUCACAGUUCCUCCCAAGUUCAACUAUAUCAUCGAUUAAUAGUUUUACAGUCAACUUGUGAUGUCCAAGAAAAUCGUUGAAACGCGUUGAUUCGGUGCAUUCUUCGGUCAACCUGAAUCGCGAAGUAUCAUUAUUUUUUUCAACGCAGAACUACAAAUUGAUGAUUGCAGAUCCAAAUAGUCGGUCUUUUGCGAUCAAGAAUCGACGGGGCGUUGCUGCAGAAGAAACGUCGGUCGUUAGACACCGCAAGUAUAUUUACAAUAUCGCAAAGUUGUAUAGUUUUUAGAAGUCAAGUUCUGAGACAACGGCCACGUUAGUACGGUUUUAUUUCUACCGGCACCCGUGACACCGACAAGGUUUGUCAAUACAAUAACAUGAAUGUUCACAGAAUUGAAAAUGCAAAAGUGAUUACGUCAUCAAUAUAGUGUACAGGAAUUUUUAUAAUUUUGCGCCCGUGUAAAACAAAUUUUUCACUGCGAUGCUGUAGGUUCUCAAGAAGCAACUUUAAUCAACCGAAUGAGAGCGUGAACGAGUUUAUAUUGGCACGUGAUGUCACUGAAGCACUGCAGGGUCUUCAUUAUAGAAAUAUUGAGCAAAAUUAACAGCAAGCCUACAACCGCAGGUAUUCGUAAACGUCAAAAACACAAGUUGUUUUAGAAUGAUAAAAGCCAAGUUUAAAUGCGGCGCACGAUUCCACAUCUUAUUCUUUUUCGUAAAUGAUCUACACUUUCUACAAAAGGCAGCAAGAAUUCACCAUGGAACAAAAUCUCAUUACCUGAGUAUCUGAUCUUUUGUGUUCGCACCUAUCGUGAAAAACUAUAUUUUAUAGUCGCCAACCACAAACCACUAGAGGUAGUUCGUCCCCAAAUCAUAAACAUCUGUCAAAUACAGAGGCAAUUAAUUGAAUCAUCCUGAAGAAAAGAUCACCGAGAAUCCGACUCUAUUAUCACAGUAAGAUACAUACAGUAGGCCACAAAUUCAUUGUUCCUAGGACCACAACCGUCCCCACAACUUGAUUGAUUUCUUCAUCUAUCAUGAAGACGACUCGGACAAAUUGUGACUUGACGUAGACCCCCACUUUCGUCAUUAUAGAUUCGGACUCUUUAUCUUCUCUUCAGGAUAAUUACUACUAGCAACUUGCUUCGCUUUCAACGUCAAUGUACCAUCAGGUAACCUGAAGUAGAGAAAGCACCGCCUUAUAUUUUUUAGAACAAAUCUUACCAACCUCAAAUGCGCCCGUUCUCUUCAUUGAAAAAUACUUGGAAAAUCUUAAUCGAAACAAAACGAAAAGUCGCCCAAAGCCGUUAAUGCGCAGGUUAGUGCACUUGAAGUACGCAAAUCCGGUAGUUGUAGUCCCAAAGAAUCGAAACGUGCUGAACUGGUACCUAUGAAGUACACUACUCACCUAAUUCGCUGCCCCCUCCAUCCCCCCUAGCACCGUUUUUAACAUUUCAACAGGAAAAGACGAGCAGGAAAGGAUCGACGUACGCGAAGUGGCCCGAGGACAGGAUCUCUGGACAUCGCACUCCAUCUGCCCCCACCGACACCACCAUCAGUCACUAAUAAAGCGUUGAAAUCAUUUGUUGUAACUGCUCCAUCCAGAUUGUCAGCCGUGGUUUCCUGAGUAGCAGCUGUAAAAUUCGUCAGAGCGUUGAAAAUAAAACCUUUUGUGAAAAUUCUGCGUAUUUUUUCCUGGUGAUUGCAUUUCAGGAGAAAAUUUUUUCUUGGACGUCAGAGGAAGAUUUCGAGGAUUGAAGAUUGAAACGUCAUGGUUGAAGAGGAUUGUGUGAAUCCAGAUUCAAUAAAGAAUCUUCAAUGGAUUCGUAAGUAUCCGGUUUCCAAUUUUUUCGGGAGCAAUAGCGUUGGUUUCUGCUGUAAUUAUCGAAACAAAAGUUCGGUCGUCAAUUCCGGUUAGAAAAAAAAAACAUCGUUGGAUUUGAAAUGGAAGAACGAAGAUUGUUUCAAGGAGCUGGAGGAAGUACAACGGUGAAGAUUGAAGAGGUUCGACGAGAAGAAAGAAGACUGCGACGGAUCAUCGGUUUCCAGGAAGAUGAAGAACGAAGAGGAUUUAUCGAACAAUUGAGGAUGGAUACUUCGUGGGAUUAGAAGAGGAUCGAGCCCGAGAAGACUGAAGAUGAUUUCAUGGGAAUCGGAAGAGGACCGGCUGAUAUUCGUGGAACAACGGAAGAUAUCGAAGGAUGAAGAAAGAAGAACGCUCUUUGAUUAGCGGAUGAAGAACAACUUCCGGGAGAUGAAAGGUUCAAUAGACCGAUGAAGAUUUCGUGCGGUCAGAAGAAUGAAGAAAGCUUCGAAGAUUUCAUGAGAAUGUCGGCAAAAGAAGAGGAUUUUUUAGAAGAGGAUGGAUAUGAGUGUUGAGGAAAACGAAGAUGAAGAAGAAGGAACAGGAUCUACUUUCAAGAGGAACAGAGUAUGUUGCGUCGAGGGAGAAAAUUGUUUCAAGAAGGAAAACAUCGAGUGGAAAAUAGAAGAUUUUUCGUGAUUCAGCGUCAUUAAGAUCGUGUCGUAAGUAUCCUGCUUUGUCUUUGGGUAUUCACUAGGUACAACAUUAACCGGAAAUGACUGAAUCAUGGAAAUUACACACUUCAUAAUGAUAAGAAGACAACUAACUCCAAGGAAGACAGAAGAAUGAAGAGGAUUUCGACUAUGAAGGGGAUUUUGCGUGUCAAAAGAGUACUAUAGAUUUCGUGGGAAUGAGAUCAACGUUCAGAGGAAUGAAGACUGAAGAUGGUUAUGCGUCGAACAGAAAACAUCGACUUGCAGUGAAGCAGAAGAAUGAAGAUUUUUCCUGGGAUUAGUUUAAAGAAGACGAAAAUUUUGGAUUUUCUCCUAAGAUAUACACAUAAACGAAGAAGGUUUUUAAGAUGUGAAAAAAAUCUACGUGGAAGAAGGCAGAAGGAGAUCAGUUGUUGGCCCGUAAGUAUCCGGUUCGAAUUUCUUUGGGUAUUCAGUAGUUACAGCAUAAAUCGAAAACAACGAACAGCGAAGAUAUUCGUCAUCAAAAUUAGAAGACCAGCUCCAACUUAAAAGGACGGAAGGGUGAAGACUGAAGAUAGCGACGUGAGCAUCAAAAGAGCAUCGUGUAAGAAGGCAGAAAAUGAAGAGUUCGUGGAAAUCCGAAGAAGACGACAGUUUCACUGAAGAAUGGAGAACGAAGAUCGCAGAAGAGGACCAACAUCUACGAAGAUUGAAGAAUGGAGGCUACGCAGCGACCAGAAGAGGUGCAACUUUUACGAGGAUCGAAGAGUUGAAGACUUCGCGGCGACGAGAAGAGGCUCGACUUACGCAACCAUUACGAACAUCAAAAGAUGAAGAUAAACUUCCACGGUAUUUGAAGAAUGAAGACUUCACAGCGACAAGAAGAGGAUUGACUUCACGGGGAUUGAAGAAUGAAGACUCCACGGCAACAAGAAGAGACUCAACUUCUACGGGUACUGAAAAAUGGAGGCUCAGUCGCGUUCAGAAGAUCAACUUCCACGGAGAUCGUAGACGAAAGGAGAAUGCAUUUCGACAGAAACUGAAGAAUUGAGGCUUCGCGGCGAUCAGAAGGGUUUCGACUUCCCAAGACUGAAGAUUCGGCGGCGACCAGAUCGACUUCCAUGGAGAUUGAAGAGAGAAGACUUCGCGGUGUCCAGAAGAGGCUCAACUUCGACAAGGAAUGAAGAAUGGAGGCUUCGCAACGGUCAGAAGAGGAUGAUUUUCAUGGGGAUUGAAGAACGAAGACUUCGCGACGGUCAGAAGAGGAUCGACUUUCAUGGGGAUUGAAGACUUCGCGGUGUUCAGAAGAGGAUCGACCUUCAAGGGAUCGAAGAAUGAAGACUGCGGCGACCAGCUUCGAAGGGGAUUGAAGAACGAAGACUUCGCGAUGGUCAGAAGAUGAUGGACUUCCAGGGUAUUGAAGACUGAAGACUUCGCGGCGAUCAGAAGAGGAUCGACUUCCAGGGGAUUGCAGAUGAAGACUUCGCGGCGACCAGAAGAGGCUCAACUUCGACGGAGAUAUAAGAACGAAAGCUUCGAAACGGUCAGAAGAUAUCGAUUUCCAUGGGGAUUGAAGAACGAAGACUUCACAGCGACCAGAAGAGGCUCAACGCAACGAAUGGAGGCUUCGCGGUGAUCAGAAGAGGAUUGACUUCCAGGAGAUUGAAAAAUGAAGACUUCGCGACGAUCAGAAGAGGAUCGACUUCCAGGAGAUUGAAGAACGAAGACUUCGCAGCGACCAGAAGCGGCUCAACUUCGACGGGGAAUGAAGAAUGGAGGCUUCACGGCGACCAGAAGAGGCUCAACUUCGACGGGGAAUGAAAAGUGGAGGCUUUGCGGUGACCAGAAGAUCGACUUCCAGGGGGUUGAAGAAGACUUCGCGGCGAUAAAAAGCGGCUCAACUUCGACGGGGAAUCCAGAAUGGAGGCUUCGUGGUGAUCAGAAGAGGAUCAACUUCCAGGGGAUUGAAGAAUGGAGGCUUCGUGGCGACCAGAAGAGGAUCGACUUCCAGGGGAUUGAAGAAUGAAGACUUCGCGGGGACCAGAAGCAGCUCGACUUCGACAGGGAAUGAAGAAUGGAGGCUUCGUGGUGAUCAGAAGAGGAUCGACUUCCCGGGAUUGAAGAAUGGAGACUUCGCGGCGACCAGAAGAGGAUCGACUUCCAGGGAUUGAAGAAUGAAGACUUCGCGGCGACCAGAAGAGGCUCGACUUCGACGGGGAAUGAAGAAUGGAGACUGGGACGAUCAGAAGAGGACCGGGCGAAAACGAGAAAUUGCAUAUGUUUUAGAUUCAGGCCACGGAGGUAUUGUUACUUCGAAUUUAUUGUGGGUAUGGAUCAACUCCCAACUUAAGGGAGACGGAGAUGUAGGAGAACUUCGUAGAAAUCUGAAAACCAACUUCUACUUCGGGAGAAAAGAAUUUCGGUAAAGGAGAGAACAAAUACUUCGUAUGUGCCAGUAGAGGCUUCAUUUCAUAGAGUAAGGAAUAAAAAUGGCGUCGAAAAUCAAAAAUGAAGACAUGAGAAUCGCCAGAAGGUAGUUCUAGAGCAUGGAGGAAAAGAAAAAAUGACGAGAACUUAUUGGAAAACCAAAGGUCAAAUUCCAGAAGAGCGGAAAUUUGAAAACAGCCACAACGAAAAUUGCUGCGGCGACAACAAAGAAAGAAGCUUCACAGGAACCAAAAGGGCGGAAGAGGGAAGACAUUUAGCACGAAAAUGAAGAAGGAAUAAAAGACCAUAAAUACUGUAGGAACAAAUCACGACGAACAACAACUCAUGAAGAUAUAAAAUGGAAGAUGUUAACAGGAUUCAUUUUUAAUGAGAUCUCUUUGUUACUGGGCCGGAAGUAUCUGACUUUGAAUUUUUCCAGUGCUCAUUAAGUGGGAGUGGUAGAAACAAGAGAUGAACGAAUAGGGAAGAAGGAAAUUAUUGUACGUUCGAAUUUUUCCACAUUCAGGAUAAAAAACGAAACUAUGAAAAUAACUAGAAGAGAUAAAUGAAGCAAACUCCUGAAAGAUGUCAUCUGAUUUGGAAGAAAGAAGAUUAUAGAAGAAAAAGAACGCAAACUGCUUCAUAUAAGGAAGUUUGGGGAACAAAAAAACAACGAAAAUAACCGUAGAUAAUUGAACAUUUUCAUCUACCGGUACUAUUCCAACUUCCAAUUUUUAUGACUGAAAAGGACACUUGGAUGUUGAAAAACAAAGAGAAGAGAAGCAACAUUUCAAAGAGAAUGAAGACACAUUGAUGCAAAGUAGAAGAAACUAUUCUUGAAGAAGCAAGAAGAGGACUAGAUUAUAAAAUAUGGAAACCAGAAAAGAAUGCAGUUUCAGAAUUGAUGAUGUUGUGGAAAGCAGACAAAUAAUCCUUUCCAGAAUGCAAAAAUGAAUACAGUUCUAGAAUUAACGGAGUCGUGGAACACAUAGAAGAAUCUCCCUCAGAAACCGAGAAUCAAUACAGUUUCAGAAUUGACAAUGUUGUGGAAGAUAGGCCAGAAUUCAAAAAUGAAUGCAGUUUCAGAAUUCACGGAGUCAUGGAAACAUAGAAGAAUCUCCCUCGGAAUGUGAGAAUGAAUACAGUUUCAGAAUUGAUGAUAUUGUGGAAGACAGACAAGAAUCCCUUCCAGAAUCUCGGAAAACAGUUUCAGAAUUAACAAUGUUGUGGAAGACACCAAAUUUCAAGAAUGAAUACAGUUUCAGAAUUGACAAUGUUAUGGAACACAGACAAGAAUUCCCUUUCAGAAUCCAAGAAUGAAUACAGUUUCAGAAUUCACGCAUUCGUGGAAGACAGACGAGAAUCCUUUCCAGAAUGCAAAAAUGAAUACAGUUUUAGAAUUGACGGAGUCUUGGAAGACAUAGAAGAAUCUCUCAGAAUCCGAGAAUGAAUACAGUUUCAAAAUUGAUGUUGUGGAAGACAGAAAAAUCCCUUCCAGAAUAAAUACAGUUUCAGAAUCGACGAUGUGGAAGACAGGCCAAAAUUCCCUUCCAAAAUUCAAGAGUGAAUAUAGUUUUAGAAUCGACGAUGUGGUGGAAGACAGACCAAAAUUUAAGAAUGAAUACAGUUUUAGAAUUGACGAAGUUGUGAAAGACAUACAAGAAUCUCCUUCAGAAUCCGAGAAUGAAUACAGUUUCAAAAUUGAUGAUAUUGUGGAAGACAGACGAGAAUCCCUUCCAGAAUCUCAGAAGACAGUUUCAGAAUUAACAAUGUUGUAGAAGACACCAAAAUUCAAGAAUGAAUACAGUUUCAGAAUUGACAAUGUUGUGGAACACAGACAACAAUUCCCUUUCAGAAUCCAAGAAUGAAUAAAGUUUCAGAAUUCACGCAUUCGUGGAAGACAGACAAGAAUCCUUUCCAGAAUGCAAAAAUGAAUAGUUUUAGAAUUGACGGAGUCGUGGAAGACAGAAGAAUCUCUCAGAAUCCGAGAAUGAAUACAGUUUCAAAAUUGAUGUUGUGGAAGACAGAAAAAUCCCUUCCAGAAUAAAUACAGUUUCAGAAUCGACGAUGUGGAAGACAGGCCAAAAUUCCCUUCCAAAAUUCAAAAGUGAAUAUAGUUUUAGAAUCGACGAUGUGGUGGAAGACAGACCAAAAUUUAAGAAUGAAUACAGUUUCAAAAUUUAUGUUGUGGAAGACAGAAAAAUCCCUUCCAGAAUAAAUACAGUUUCAGAAUCGACGAUGUGAUGGAAGACAGGCCAAAAUUCAAGAAUGAAUACAGUUUUAGAAUUGACGAAGUUGUGGAAGACAUACAAGAAUCUCCCUCAGAAUCCGAGAAUGAAUACAGUUUCAAAGUUUAUGGAAGACAGAAAAAUCCCUUCCAGAAUAAAUACAGUUUCAGAAUUGACGAAGUUGUGGAAGACAUACAAGAAUCUCCUUCAGAAUCUAAAAAUGAAUACAGUUUCAGAAUUGACUGGAGUUGUGGAAAAGAUAGAAGAAUCUCCCUCAGAAUCUGAGAAUGAAUACAGUUUCAAAAUUUAUGUUGUGGAAGACAGAAAAAUCCCUUCCAGAAUAAAUACAGUUUCAGAAUCGACGAUGUGGUGGAAAACAAACCAAAAUUCAAGAAUGAAUACAGUUCCAGAAUUGACGAAGUUGUAGAAGACAUACUAGAAUCUCCUUCAGAAUCCAAAAAUGAAUACAGUUUCAGAAUUGACGGAGUGGUGGAAGACAGAAGAAUCUCGCUCAGAAUCCGAGAAUGAAUACAGUUUCAAUAUUUAUGUUGUGGAAGACAGAAAAAUCCCUUCCAGAAUAAAUACAGUUUCAGAAUCGACGAUGUGGUGGAAGACAAACAGAAUCCCUUCUCAGAAUUGAAGAAUGAAUACAGUUUCAAAAUUGACGAAGUUGUAGAAGGUAGACAAAUAAUCCUUUCCAGAAUGCAAAAGUGAAUACAGUUUCAAAAUUGAUAUUGUGGAAGACAGUGGAGAAGAAUCCCUUCCAGAAUCCAAGAAUGAAUACAGUUUCAGAUUUGAUGAAGUUGUGGAAGACAGAAGAAUCUUCUUCAGAAUCCAAAGAUGAAUACAGUUUCAGAAUUGACGGAGUCGUGGAAGACAGAAGAAUCUCCCUCUGAAUCCAAGAAUGAAUACAGUUUCACAGAAGAUGGACGUUCGUGCGUCGGUGAAGAAAUAUACAAGCCACCCUUAAAUGCUUAAAAACUACUUAUAAUUUUAAUGAAGAAAUUUCUCUGGAUGUUUACACGCCCAGAGAAAACUGCCACAUUGGAGUGGACAGCAAGGAAGAAAAUUAAACUAACUGGGAGGAAGAAUGGAAACUAAAGUUAAUCAAAUAUUAAUGGAGACUGGAUAUACCGUUAUUUCAUAGCUUUUGAAAACAAAAUGGCGAGGAGAAGAAUAUAAAAACUUCUGAAUGAAAAUAAAAUCAAACGCAGAGAAAAGAAGAGAAAGAAACAAUUCGACGUAGAAGACAACCUACAUAACCUGAAGAGGACUCGACGCGAGGGAAAACGGAGGAAGAAAGAAGAGGAAUCGACGUGGAAGAAUGAAGCACGGGGAUAAGAAGAUGGAAGAAAGAAGAGUGAAGACGAAGAAUGUGAAGGUAGGACAUCUAAUGAACAUCGACGUGUAAGAAGACUGAAGAAAGAAUAUGCUGCAACAUGCAAACUCAAGAACAACUUAACAUGAAGAACAAAAAAAUUUGACGCUGAGGAAGACGGAAGAAUGAAGAUGCUGCAGAGAUUGGAAUUUCAUAACGAUGAAAAAUGAAAAGUGAAACAAAUUCUAAAUCCUGAAAGUAAUUGAAAGGCGUGAAUACGAAACCAAAAGAAUAAGGAGUACCAUCUGGCAAUGAAACGUUGACGGCAUACAAUUUAGAAAACUACCCGCAUUUGUAACAAUAAGAAAUACCAUCCAGGGAAUGGCAUCUACUUCAAUAAAAAAAACAUGGACAAAACGAGAACAUCACGUCUUCUAAAUAUAGUUGAUUUUUUGUAAUUUAUAAUUUUUUAGUGUCAAAUUUUGUAUUACAUUUUGAUUAAAUUUAUUUACCUAUUUACACGUAUUGUAAUUUUUUUAUGAAUAAAGUAGCCCUAGUUGAAAGAUUUAUUAUGAUUUACUAAUAAAAAUUAGUGAUGAUAUUUACGUGUAAUUAAUUCCAACUAGUGUAUUUUUUGUACUGCUUUAAGUGGAAAUAAACGGUCUUUCAACAAUUUCUUAGUUUCAAUUUUUGCACAAUUAGUUCCAUCACAUGAUUUUCUGCUCCAAGAUUUUGCAUAAGAGCUCUAACAGAAUCUUAACUGCGUUAGGUCUUGAAGAUGUCACACUCGGCAGUUUUAUGAGUGCAUCGACAGACGUUACAUCAUCUAAAAUGUGGCGCUUCUUGGUGUUAAAUUUAUACUUCUCGUACCCCCUCACAGCAAAAAGUGCAUGGGUAGAAAUCCCCCAAGUACCCAGCAAAAAGACGACACCAUUCGUUUUCGGAACCCCCAAAGUCAGUUUCAUCGAGCCAAAAUUCACAUCCACCACCCCUUCGAACCCCAUGGUCUUAACCACAACCCCCCGACAAACAACGCCUCCUGCGUACCGAGAGAUAAUGACAACAAGCACGAUUUCACCCCUGACGACGGCGCGCCAGUUGGAGAGAAACCACAACGAAAAACCAAAGACGCCCAAAGUACAACCGGACAAAGCGAAAAACGCAACCCAGACGAGCGAAAGCGCGUACUCUGGUUUCCUCCCGCUGCUACAAAGCAUCCAGCAAACCCUAACAAUAAACGCGAAAAAGUCGCUCAAAAACAAAAUCUCUGUACUGACGAACUUGAGGGACAACUUGCUGGCAAACAUAGAUGAGCGAAUGUCGGGUCUGUGGAGCAGAUCCGACACACAGGCUGAAGCAAGGGGGCACGACGACGAGAUGGACUUUCCGUCGAACGAAGGCGCUUUAAUGACCAUCGGGUUUUUGACUUUCGCGGUUUUUUUGAUUAAGUUGGUUCUGAAACUGGUACAUGCGCUCAAGAGCAAACAGGCGCCUGUGGUGGUGACCACGAUAGCGCCAGCUACAGCUUUCAUUGGCCGAAAAAAGCGAGACGUUGAAGACAGUUUGAAAAUACUACAGUUUAUUGAAGAAUACAAAUUUAGAUAAAUUUAUUUCAACGAAAACAAAAACGAAUUCUUGAAGAACCAAACUUAGUUUAACUUAUUUUGUAACGAAAACUUCAAUAAUAAAUUUAAUUUUUGUUUUUUG